Saxophila tyrrhenica is the source of this 306-nucleotide messenger RNA. RefSeq lists its product as uncharacterized. The coding region runs from base 1 to 306 and encodes 101 amino acids. The record is from RefSeq and is a predicted model, not a curated record. Lineage: Eukaryota; Fungi; Ascomycota; Dothideomycetes; Mycosphaerellales; Extremaceae. The transcript has 2 exons.
AUGGCGAGUUUGCUAUCAGCACAGCCAAUCGUCGACCAAAUCCCAAUCGCCAACACCAUGCCACUCCUCAGCCUCUGGAAGAACAGACCAAGUGUCUGGAAGAAGAAGCCGCGCGACACCGAACAGCAGCGACUACGGCGACGCGAAGAGAAGCAAAGGGAGGAGGACAAGCUCCGCCAAACAGAUCCCAACGGCUUGCUCAAGAUAGCUCUGCCAGGGUCUGGGAGGCGGCGAAGGAGUUUCACGGCUGCGGACCCGGCGAGGUUCUUUAGGAAGGAGGGACACUGGACUGAGCAAGAGCGGUGA